AUGGCGACAACAUUGACAGGCGGAAACCCGCAUAUAGUCACACUCCCAAAGACACCUCCUACUUCUACUGCAAGCCCUCAAGCUAUUAUUCAACAAUGGUUUAAUGCCCUACAAACCAAACUGUCGCAACCGGACUCUAUCGAUUUGACAAAUAUCUUCCAUUCUGAAUCAUGGUGGCGCGAUAUGCUUGCCCUAGACUGGGACAUGCGCACUCUUCAUACUGCUUCCGAGAUCCAAGACUUCCUACGCAAGCGCCAGGGCCAGACAAAUCUAUCUAGCUUCAAGCUGCAAGACAAGGGCAAAUGGAUACCGCGUGUGGAGCAAGUUGUUGAUGGCCUCACAUGGCUCUCUAGCAUGUUCUUUUUCGAGACUGCAGCUGGAAAGGGAACAGGCAUGGUCCGUUUGACACAAAGCGGUGAUGGCCAUUGGAAGGCGUAUGCGAUUUACACUUCCCUACAAGAAUUAAAGGGAGCUGAGGAGCCGCUGGGAAAACGAAGAGCGGAGGGAACAACUGAGUCUAUGCCCGGCGGGCUAGCUGGAGGAACUUGGAUUGAGCGAAGAAAGAGACAACAAGAGUUUCUGGAUGCGGAGCCCACAGUUCUGGUCGUUGGAGCUGGUCAAGCGGGUUUAAAUAUGGGUGCUCGUCUUCAAAAUCUUGGCCUCUCGUGUUUGAUCGUGGACAAGCAUGAGCGUGUUGGUGAUAAUUGGCGCAAGAGGUAUCGUACCUUGGUCACCCAUGACCCCGCCGAGUUCACCCACAUGGCGUACCUUCCCUUUCCCCAGAACUGGCCUCAAUUCACACCGAAAGACAAACUUGGAGAUUGGUUUGAGGCAUACGCUAGCAUUAUGGAACUGAACGUAUGGGUCCAGACAUUCGUCGUUUCUGCUGAAUAUGACGACGCCUCAGCUGAAUGGAAUGUCACCCUUUCUCGUGGCGAUGGGUCUCAGCGCACACUGCGCCCACGACACGUCGUUUGGUGCACAGGACACUCAGGAGAGGCGCGUAUCCCCAGCUUCCCAGGACAGGAAUCUUUCCAGGGAAUCUUGUAUCAUGGUAGCCAACACACCGAUGCUUCUGAUUCGGAUGUUCGCGGGAAGAAGGUCGUUGUCGUUGGCACCGGUAACAGUGGGCACGAUAUCGCGCAAAACUAUUAUGAAAAUGGAGCGGAUGUCACUAUGUUGCAACGAAGUGGAACAUAUGUUAUCACUGCUGAUAAAGGUGUUUUCAUGAUGCACGAAGGUUUGCAUGAAGAUGGCGGUCCGCCAACGGAGGAAUGUGAUAUAGUCUCCGAAAGUCUACCAUUUCCCGUACAAUUCGCACUGAGUGUACAUGGUACAAAGCGAUUUGCGGAUGCCGAAAAAGAAAUCUUAGAUGGACUGCGUCGUGCUGGCUUUCAGCUUGACUUCGGCCCAGAUGGUGCCGGUAUCUCGCGUGCAUACAAUACUCGAGGUGGUGGAUAUUACAUCGACGUUGGUUGUAGUCAACUGAUAAUCGAUGGAAAGAUUAAGGUGAAGCAUAGCCCUCGUGGCAUUACAGGUUUUGGACCUCGUGAGUUACGACUUGAGGAUGGCAGUGCCUUAUCAGCCGAUAUCGUCGUUCUGGCUACUGGGUACGACAAUAUGCGCACUACUGUGCGAAAGGUUCUGGGUGAUAAGAUUGCCGAUCGGUGUCAGGAUGUUUGGGACCUGGACAGCGAAGGAGAGCUCCGUGCGAUGUGGCGCCCAAGUGGACAUCCUGGCUUUUGGUACUUUGGAGGAAACCUGGCUCUGUGCCGAAUUUACUCUAAAUUCCUUGCUCUUCAGAUCAAAGCAGUUGAGACUGGACUCUCGACCGGAAAGCGUUAUUAG
Molecule: messenger RNA, 1848 nt
Organism: Penicillium angulare
Lineage: Eukaryota; Fungi; Ascomycota; Eurotiomycetes; Eurotiales; Aspergillaceae
Product: putative flavin-binding monooxygenase
Exons: 4
Coding region: 1-1848 (615 amino acids)
Molecular function (GO): flavin adenine dinucleotide binding; NADP binding; N,N-dimethylaniline monooxygenase activity
Source: RefSeq, a predicted model, not a curated record